Messenger RNA from Adineta ricciae, 807 nucleotides. The record is from the annotation of a GenBank genome assembly. Lineage: Eukaryota; Metazoa; Rotifera; Eurotatoria; Adinetida; Adinetidae.
AUGAUUCCUUGUAUAUACUGUUUAACAACGAAAAAAGACGAAGAAGUGUACAUUAAAAUCUUACAUCAUAUACAAGCUAUUGGAGAAAAACAAGGAAUUUAUUUUAAUCCACUUCGUCUUACCUGCGAUUUUGAAAUCAGCACAAUGAAUGCCUUUACAAAAGUUUUCCCCAUGAUUCAUAUCGCAAAUUGUUUUUUCCAUUAUUCUCAAUCUCUAUGGCGCAAAGUACAAGAAUUAGGCUUAACAAGAUAUGUUAAAUAUUCAACAUCAUCGAAAGAUAAAACUCCUACAGAAGACAAGAAAAAAGCCAAUCAAUGGUUCUUAAGUGCAAUUGGACUUGCUUUAAUUCCUCCAAACAUAAUCGAAAACACGUGGACCAUGGCUAUGGAUGAAAGUACACCUGAUCAUCAUUCUUCCAUUAAAUUCAACGAUUAUCUGGUAUCAACAUACGUCGACAGCAGUUCCAGUCGUUUUCAUUUUAAUACUUGGAAUGUCAAUGAUGCUAUUGUCAAUAAUAUGCCUCGUAUGAAUAACCACGUUGAGGGUUAUAACAAUAUACUUGGUACUUUGUUUCCAAUUCAUCCACAUACAUAUCGGUUCAUUGAACUUUUACGUGAUGAACAUUUAUUUCAGCAACAUCAAGCUGAACAAUCAAAAUGUUUUGUACCAAGAGGUCACAAAUCAAGCGAUGACAUUACAGCUGAACUUCUCUCUCUUCUCAAAAAAUACAAAAAAGGUGAACUUGAUGGUUUACAAUUGUCAAUUCAAUGUGGUAAAGCAGUUAAAACAAAAUUAGUUAUCAAAUAA